This is a messenger RNA of Leptidea sinapis, 4449 nucleotides long. It is a transcript of the gene POSH, whose product is annotated as E3 ubiquitin-protein ligase SH3RF3. The record is from RefSeq and is a predicted model, not a curated record. Bases 294 to 3101 code for a protein of 935 amino acids. Lineage: Eukaryota; Metazoa; Arthropoda; Insecta; Lepidoptera; Pieridae. The transcript has 17 exons. Gene Ontology annotation, molecular function: protein binding; metal ion binding.
UGCUGCACUUGUCAGUUGUGCGUGAAAUUAAAAUUAUUACUGAUAAAUUAUGUAAAACAGUGCAAUUAAUACGGAUUCCAUGUUAUAUAUCAGUUUUUAAUGGAAAUAUGAAUUAUAAUCAUUACAUGAUGUAUAAUAUUAUGUAAAGUUUCGAAUGCUUCGGUGUAUCCAAAUGUUGGAAUGGUCUUGUCGGGGUGGUUUCUCGGUGCUCCAGGAUUUUAAGUGCACCGUGCAGUGAUGGUAUAUUUUGGCGUUGACUUCGUUGAAAUUUAAAAUAUUCGAGCAAGGAAGGCAUGGAUGAAGGUCUGCUCAAUGACCUGUUGGAGUGUUCCGUUUGUCUGGAGCGCCUCGACACAUCCUCAAGAGUUCUACCAUGCCAGCAUACAUUUUGUCUCAAAUGCCUCAAGGUAAUAGUUGAGUCUCACAAGGAGCUACGAUGUCCGGAAUGCCGCGUGCUGGUGGAGGCCCGGGUGGAGGAGCUUCCUCCGAAUGUGCUGCUCAUGAGGAUCCUCGAGGGAAUGAAGAACUCAGCACCGCGCCGCGUUGUUGGCGCGCGGCUGAGGACUGCCCAGACCCAGCCUCAAGUGAGCCAGCAAGGCAGAUCUGACGGGAAACAGCUGCCUCCGCACGGCAGAGCCUUGUACGACUAUAUCUCCAAAGAGCCUGGUGACCUGUCAUUCAAGAAAGGCGAAGUUAUUCUGCUGCAGAAAAAAUUGGACGCGUUCUGGUAUCACGGCGAAUGUUCGACGCGGUCGGGAAUGUUUCCUAUCAACUAUGUCCAGGUGGUUGUACCUUUGCCGACCCCAACGGCGCUUUGCAAGGCGUUGUAUGACUUCCGAAUGUCCGCUCCGGAUGAGGAGGGAUGUUUAGCUUUUGAUAAAGGUGCGAUAAUAAAAGUGGAGCGACGCGUGGACGAGAACUGGGCGGAAGGGCGCGUGGAACAGCGGCUUGGCAUAUUCCCCAUCGCCUUCGUGGAGCUCAACCACGCAGCCAGGAUGCUGCUCAACAAUACACCAGUGAACCGUCAAGUCCCGCCGAUACCAGACCAGUCGCGUAACGCACAUUCUGACCACAGACAUUCACAGCAUCCACAGAGGUACCAGCAAUUGUCAAUAUCAACGCCGUCGUCAGCACAGGGCAACUACCAAAACAUGUCCGCUCUGAGUCAGUCCCAGCCAUCUCACACCAACCACCCGUCCAACGUGAACCAUCCGCCGCAAACGUUGGCGCCCAACCAGAACGUUAUCAGAAACUUAGUUGAACCUCAGACGAAGUACCUUAUGGACAUUAUACACUUCACGAACGCGCAUACAAUGGGAAUUCAAAGCGUUUCGCGACCGAACGAUAAUACGGACAGAAUCCGGGCGACGAAGCUCGACAGUUACUCUCAGAAAGAAUACGCGAACGUUCGCCACGACGUUACUAUAAAUUUCAACUCGAACAUAAGCUCGGAUUCGAGUUCUAGUAUGAACACGCCGUCUGUCGGUUCGACUACGACGCCGAAUACGAGCUCCAAUACAAGUACGUGCGAGAGCGCCGAGCCGAGUCUGCCGAGUUCGCCGGAUAACAAUACCGAUCGAAACACAACAGUAGUGGCAAAAGAGGAGAGUCAAGAUUUGAACGCGUCUAUGGGCGUUUUGAGCCUAAACGAAAGUUCGACAGCUACGAACACUUCAUUAAACGUCAGUCUGCCGUUAGAGUCACAAUUGAAUGUAUCAAACGCGAGCAGUUCGUCGCAGAAUGCUGCUGAAGCGAAUGAAAGUACAAACGAUAGUGGACCUACGAGUUUGCCGUGUACAUCGAAGGCGGUACGUUCGGGGCCGGAUUCUUUGUUGAAUUUUGGCUUGGGGCUACAAGCCGCCCUAUCUCCGGCGCACAGUAAGGACAGUUACGCGAUGGCGAGGCACAGAGAUCAUAGAGAGAAGCGCCAUAGUCUUACGCCGUCUACGCAUUUACAAGCGAAUCAUACUCAAAAUAGGCAUUCAGCCGAGAUUCUAGCUACCAGCCUGUUAGACCAUACACCCGAGCGAGACAGAGAUAGGCCAGAGAGGGAGAGAAGACGUCGCCGAUCUCGAAGCAACGAGCGCCCUCUGCCGGCUGCGUACGUCGCCCUGUACCCGUACAAGCCGCAGAAACCAGACGAGUUGGAGCUGAAGAAAGGAGGCGUGUACACGGUCCGCGAGCGAUGCCGCGACGGUUGGUACAAGGGCUGGUGUGAGCGACUGCAGCGCUCCGGUGUGUUCCCCGGGAACUACGUGGCGCCGCUCACGCCGCUGCCGACCGCCCGGAUCAAGCACGAUAAGAGUAUUCCGAGUCCAUCCGCAACCAACACGAAGGCGGCUCCAGUCGUCGUGGCGGCAGCUGGCUCUAGUGCCGGAGUGUGUGCGGCGCCCGAUGCCCCGCCAAGAGCUAACAGUCCUCUUGCCAACGCAGGUCAACCACUGUCAUAUCCAUGGCAUUUGCAGACACAAACUCAGCAAGCCGCUGCCAGAUCUGAUAAGAGUAAAGACAAGUCGAAGCCAGAUAAGUCGUCGAUAUCAACAGGCGUGAGUCUUAUGAAGCGCCUCGCCGCCAUGAAGAAGUGCAAAUCUCCUCCGCCCGUGAGCGCCGGCUACAGCAUGGAUAACCCCGUCUUCGAAGACAACACCACUGUUGCACAUUACCCAGUGCAUGUCCGGUCCGGAUCUUGCCCGUCACAAUUGCUGCGCACUCUGCCCGGACAAAGUGCCCCAAGCGGACUCACUUCCGGGCACGGGGGCUCCGCCAUGCAGAGACAUAAGGACCGAUCGCACGAUCACCGCAUGCACAGUAGGGGCAGCAGUGAAGCUGGCAGCCCCUGGCAGAGCCAACAUCGGAAAUCUCAAUCUCUCGACGUGACGGCUGCGAGACGCGACCGACAUCAUUCACAAACCGUCAAAGAGCGGUUUCGCUGCAUAGCACCGUACCCGCCCAAUUCCGAGUACGAAUUGGAGCUAAAAGUUGACGACAUAGUGAUCGUCUGCAAAAAACGCGGGGACGGUUGGUACAAGGGGACUCUUCAGCGGACGGGCAGGACAGGACUGUUCCCGGCUUCAUUUGUGCAGAGUUACCCGAACGAUUGACUAGAUAAAUGAUUUAGAACUACUUGAAAUUUGGUCAAAUUUUAGAACUUUUUAUAAUUAAUUACUAGGCCCCGCUCUGUACAGGUUUUCUGAUCAUGAAAAACUGUUCAGAGUGACCCCAUAUAAAGUAUAAUCCAUUAACAGCCGUUCCCAAUAUACUAUCGACAGAUACAGAUAAAACCUUUUACUGUCAGUAAUUAGAUGUCAAUAAUCUGAAGCUGUCCCAAUAUACCCGAUAAGUCGUUCUUAUCGCCUUAUAUUGGGACGAGUGAAUUGCAAUUUCCAUACAAACUUCUAUCGCUGGUAAGCUAUACGUCCUCCCAUUGACAGUCAGCGUGUACGGAUAAGAUGAGUUACCGUCAAUUAGUUUUUUUGGGGACAGAAAAGUCAAUGAUAGUUACGAUUUUUUAUCUCAAGUAGGCAACAAUCGGAGAUAGACUGAAUAUUGGGAACGGCCGUAAAUCUACAUAAAACUACCCAAAAAGGUUAGGAACGCUGCCUGGUACAUAUUUUAUAACGUUCUGUACAUAAAUACUCAAUAAAAUUAUUAAUUCGGUGAAUUUUCUUAUUGAAAAGUUGCGUAUAAGUUAUGGUUUGUUCAGGUUUUUUAAUAAUGACAUUCUGUACACUGCCCGAAAUAAAUUAAAUCCAUUCUUAUUAUACAUUUUAUUACAUUUCUUAUCAUUUAUACACUUUAUUCAAAUUUUACAGCGUGUAUAAAAAUGUGUUUUUGUGAACGCAAUAAUGUCGGUAAUAAUUAUUGUAAUGCGAUUUUGAGCUUUAGUAUCUCGACGUUUUUAAUACAGUGAGUCUUAUAGACUAAAAAAUAUGUCGUCAGUUCGUCAUAUGCUAAUCUAAUGAAUUUAUUUAAUUGCAACUUUUAUAAAAUGGCAACUUUUUUUUGGCAGCUAGUAAAGAAUUCGUUCGACGAUUUUCAAGACAAGUUGUAAGUUCAUUAGAUAUGAAUCUUUAAAUGUGUAUAAAAUAUAUGUUAGGGUGCAGUUAGUUCGUUAUUUAUCGAAUAAUUUUAGAACUUAACUAGAUUUAUUUGUAUAUUAUCUGUAUUUCGCAUGUUCAUCGUUCAUCCAACGUUAUUGUCACAGGUGGGCAAUCAAAUAGUAUUUUUUAAAUGUAUUUGCUUUAUCCGGGACCUUAAAGGACCUUUUUUUAUGAGAAGAAGUAAGAAUACGCGCUACAGAUAUCGCGCGAGUUGAAUGCAGAGUUCAGGAAUGCGAUAGUGAUGUGACCUUAUUAUAAUUGAUGACCAUAAUCAAUGAGUGUGUCGAUAAAUUUAAACAAUGCUAUAUUAAUUUUACCGUUUAAUCUAAUAAUUAAAUCUAUAUUUAUA